Saccostrea echinata is the source of this 972-nucleotide messenger RNA. RefSeq lists its product as uncharacterized. Gene Ontology annotation, biological process: rDNA heterochromatin formation. Gene Ontology annotation, cellular component: heterochromatin. The coding region runs from base 1 to 972 and encodes 323 amino acids. Lineage: Eukaryota; Metazoa; Mollusca; Bivalvia; Ostreida; Ostreidae. The record is from RefSeq and is a predicted model, not a curated record. Gene Ontology annotation, molecular function: DNA binding. The transcript is spliced from 3 exons.
AUGGCUAGGCGACUUAAGCGUUUGGACACUCAUUUUAUUGUGCGGUAUUUGUGUGACGAUGAACUGCAAGUGAGAAAUCGUGUGUCCUUCAAGUGUGAUGGAGACUCUACAAUUAGUGUUGGACUUGAGUAUGAUGUACAGUGGGGUAAACCAAAAGAAGUGGACAGGGCUGUUGUGUUGUUUUCUGGGACUGAACAGCAGAUGCGGGAGAAAAUUAAGGAUUUGUUGGUACCUCUACCAAACCCAGUUGCAGCAUCCUCAACCCCCCCAUCCAGAUCAACUUCCCCACCAAGACUGCCAUCCCAACCCAGCUCACCAACAUCUCCACGAUCCCCAACCCCACCCAGAUCACCUUCGUCAGCCCCUUCUCCAAAACGCAGGAAGACAACGGCUAAUCUGGUGUUUUUAGAUUUUAAGAUAUGUCCAGUCGUCAAGUUAUUCAAAACGUUUAAAAAAAAACACAGAAUCUUAAUUUCUACCGUCUUAGCUGCAAGUGGAGUGGAGUUCCUGCAAACCAGUGAUCCUAUUGCUGAUACGAUGAGUGACAGUAGUCCUGGAGAUGUGUACCAAGGUGUUCCCGAAGAAUAUCAACUUCCAGAUACCGUCCUCAGAGACAUGAUUAAGGAAUCAAGGAACGCAGGAAAUUUCGCAGUUAAUCUCACAAGGAAGAUCUUCCCCGAACUGUACGGUGAGGGCAACCUGCGAAUGGAGUACAACUGGUACGGUGGUGGAAAACUCUCCAAAAAAGAACUGGAUCCAGCGAGAAAGCAAGUGGUGAGGCGCUAUGUGUGUUACUUCUUCCCAGAAUUCAAACCCGAGGAUUCCUGGAGGGAGAGGAUCGUCUCCAAAAUAAACGAGUCACUGAGGCGAAAUGACAAAAGACUAAAGAAGGAUAGUGUCAAUCUUGUGAUGCCCUCUGUGCCAGAAAGUGACCUUGGUUGCUCCGAUGACGUCUUCACCUUUAAUGACUAA